This is a messenger RNA of Dimorphilus gyrociliatus, 437 nucleotides long. Lineage: Eukaryota; Metazoa; Annelida; Polychaeta; Dinophilidae. The record is from the annotation of a GenBank genome assembly.
GCCAUGGACUUCCUUUUUACAUCUUUUGUCGCCUCGUAUAAAUCAUGGCUGACACUGCUACUCUCCGAACGAGAAAAUUUAUGACAAACCGUUUACUAAGCCGUAAACAAAUGAUUGUGGAUGUAUUGCAUCCUGGAAGAGCAACUGUACCGAAAACUGAAGUUAGAGAGAAAUUGGCAAAGGCGUUUAAAACCACUUCAGAUGUCAUCUUCUGCUUCGGCUUCCGAACUCAAUUCGGUGGUGGCAAAACGACUGGAUUCGCUUUGAUUUACGACAGCCUGGAUCAAGCUAAAAAAUUUGAGCCCAAAUUCAGACUCGUCCGACAAGGACAUAUGGAAAUUAAGAAAACUGCAAGAAAGCAGAGGAAGGAAAGAAAGAACAGACAGAAGAAAGUCCGUGGUACGAAGAAAGCGAAGGUCGGAUCAGGAAAGAAGUAA